Rubroshorea leprosula is the source of this 1165-nucleotide messenger RNA. The record is from the annotation of a GenBank genome assembly. NCBI's taxonomy places the organism in Eukaryota, Viridiplantae, Streptophyta, Magnoliopsida, Malvales, Dipterocarpaceae.
UGGAAUAGGAAGAAAAUAUAUUUCAGAUAAUUAUCAUACCAGUUAACAAUCAAAUGGCCCAUAAAUAGUCAAGGUGCCAACCAACAAAGCUAUAAAAUAGCAACCACUAUGCUGAACACGUUAAACUACUUCCUAAUAACUAGGAAACACAAAGACACGUACAAGGAAAUGACUAAAUACCAAAAACAAUCUAAAGACUUAUCCAACACUUCUAAGGAUAAAGGCUGCAAUAGAGUGGUCAUGGAUUGGCUCAGUGCUUCUGCACGUCUUAUGAUAGUUUCUGAUCUUGAUCAUACAAUGGUUAAUCAUCAUGAUGUUGAGAAUGUAUCCCUACUAUGCUGCUACAUAUAUCAUUCGCUUGUGAAAAUAAAAAAGUCGCUGGUAGUUUGGAGUGUUGGCUGAUGGAUUAACUUGAGUAUAGGUAUAGAUAGAAGUAUAUUGCUUUUGUUGUGAAAAUUAGGAAAGCAAAUUUAUCCUAAAAUAAUAAACUGGUAAAUGAAGAAAUCUUUUAGCUUAAAUGCUUGACCAAAAUGUACUUUAUGUAGCUGUACCUAGAACCAGUACUAGGACUAAGUUACAUUUUAGAUCUACUUUGACUGGAACCUAUUGACAUUUUGCAUCAACUUUUAGUGAUUAUCUUUGUCUAAUGAAUCUACUAAGAAAUCUGUUUCCACCUUUCAUUUCUUGUUGGAAUACUUUAUGCUCUAUGUUCAGAAAGAACCGCCAACUUUAAUUGCUCUUUCUUCAGGAUCCAUCUGCUAUAACUGUCCAUCCAUCUGGUGUUGAGAAAAGCUCUACAUGAACGCAUACAUAAAUUGAAAGGGUGGUACGGAGAGAAGCAGGGAAACACGUUUCGGGUUUGGGUGGAUUGUGUAUUAUCUACCCAGACAGGUCAAGCACAUGGUUGGUGAAUUUUGAUAAGUGGGAGCAGUCUGGAGGGCGAUGCAUUGUUCACAUGGGUUCACUUGGAUGCAUGUACGAUAGACGUGGCUGCAAGGAUUGAAAAUGGAAGACCAUUAAGACUCGCUGUUCUAGAUUGAUAUCAGAUGCUAUCCCUGACCUUUUCAGCUCUGGAGUAUUCAAUAUUCAAUUGAAGUAAAUGUACUAAUGAUGUUAAUAUUUCACUUCUUAUGCAAGGAUCAAAUCAUAAAGCUUUGUUCGUUUG